GGAAACUACUCCCACCAUCUAAUCACCUCCCUCGAGGUCCCUUCCCCAACAUGUGGGGAUUAUAAUUCAGAUUAAAAUUCAAGUUGAGAUUUUGGGUGGCGCACAGCCAAACCAUAUCAGAGACACUUUCUAUCUUUUGCAGAUUGGAGAAAGGAAAAAAUUAGUUUAAACCACAGCAUUUAAAAGAACUCAUUGUCGCCUCUUUCCUCCAUCUUUCUGUGCCUCCACAAUGGUGUGCAUGAAUGUCCUGGCUGAUGUUCUCAAGAGCAUCAGCAACGCCGAAAAGAGAGGCAAACGCCAGGUGCUUAUUAGGCCGUGUUCCGAAGUCAUCUUCCGGUUUCUCGCUGUGAUGAUGAAGCAUGGUUACAUUGGUGAAUUUGAAAUCAUUGGCAAUCACGGAGCUGGGAAAAUUGUUGUGAACCUCACAGGCAGGCUAAACAAGUGUGGUGUGAUCAGCCCCAGAUGUGAUGUGCAACUCAAAGAUCUAGAAAAAUGGCAGAAUAAUCUGCUUCCAUUCCGCCAGUUUGGUUUCAUCGUAUUGACAACCUCAGCUGGCAUCAUGGACCAUGAAGAAGCAAGACUAAAACACACAGGUGAUGUCAACAUCAGAAUGGAGGUUGUGUGACGUUCCCCUCCUUGGAGGUUCUGAGCUACCGCCUAGCCUGGACUGGGUCCAGUUAUAAUUUAACAUGGCUAGUGGGAGGAGGGAGCAUGGUGGGGUGGGGCUCGUGUGGCUGGGACAGCUGACUGUGGUCGUGGUGUUAGUGCUGGUCACUAAGUAGUUCUUGAAAUUUCUUUUAAAUCUAAAAUUCUCUGAUAUGGUUUGGAU
This is a messenger RNA of Saimiri boliviensis boliviensis (Bolivian squirrel monkey), 829 nucleotides long. Lineage: Eukaryota; Metazoa; Chordata; Mammalia; Primates; Cebidae. The record is from RefSeq and is a predicted model, not a curated record.